This is a messenger RNA of Schizophyllum commune H4-8, 2376 nucleotides long. RefSeq names its product kinesin protein. The coding region runs from base 1 to 2376 and encodes 791 amino acids. Gene Ontology annotation, biological process: microtubule-based movement. Lineage: Eukaryota; Fungi; Basidiomycota; Agaricomycetes; Agaricales; Schizophyllaceae. Gene Ontology annotation, molecular function: microtubule motor activity; ATP binding; microtubule binding. The record is from RefSeq and is a predicted model, not a curated record. The transcript is spliced from 13 exons.
AUGGACGUCAGCAACGUCGACCCGGAGGAGGUCCUGCUCGACUCCCAGACGAUCGAGCCCGGCGACGUCUCCGCAGAGAUUGAUCCCGCGGAGGUGAAUGCGUCGGAGGACAAGGUUAUGGUGUCUGUUAGAAUCCGCCCCAGCUCGUCGGCGUCCGCGUGGUUGUCGGAUGGCCACACGAUCAAGCUCGACCCGUCGUGCGCGCGCAACCCCUCGCUCGUGAACGCCUCGGCGACCGCGCAGGACUUCACCUUCGACAAUGUCCUCACCGGCACGCCGAACAAACCCAUCUAUACCGCCGUCGGCCGCGCACACGUGCACGCCGCGAUGGAGGGCUUUAACGCGGUUAUCUUCGCGUAUGGGCAGACCGCGUCCGGCAAGACCUUCACGCUCACCGGUGGCCCUACCGAUCCGACAACGGGCAUUCAAGAGGAACCAGGCAUCAUCCCGCGCUCGAUGCGCGAUAUAUUCGGCUUCAUCAAGCGCACUCCCCAGCGAGAGUACCUCCUGCGGUGCUCCUACCUAGAGAUCUAUAACGAGACCGUCGUAGAUCUCCUCGCGCCACCCUCCACCUCAGGCGGCAACGUCGUCCAAAUCCAAGGCGCCAACGCCAACGACAUCACUCUCACCCCCCUCCGCGAGGAAGUCAUCACCUCCCUCAAGUCCGUCACCGACGUCCUCAAGCGCGGCGAGGCGAACCGGCGCACGGCGUCCACCGACUGGAAUGAGCGCUCCAGCCGCUCGCAUUCGGUCUUCCGCGUUGUCAUCGAGAGCCGGGAGCGCGCGGAGGACGUGGAUCGGGAGAGUGGGACGCCGGGGAUGAGUGGGAGGGCGACGCCGAGUGGGCGGCAGACGCCGGGGAUGGGGGGUAGGAGGACACCCGGGCCGAAGCUGCAGGCGAUUGGGGGCCGGAGUGUGCAGACGUCGGUGUUGAGCCUCAUUGAUCUUGCCGGUUCGGAGAAGGCGACGAGCGACAAGGAGCGCACGCGCGAGGGGAAGUAUAUCAACACCAGUCUACUCACCCUCGGCUCCGUCAUCGGCACGCUCGCGGAGAACGCGGCGAAGAACAAACACGACCACAUCCCGUAUCGCAACUCCAAGCUGACGCGCAUCUUGCAACCGUGUUUGGCGGGGAACGCGCGGAUUUCGGUCAUUUGUACGAUCAACCCGGAUGUGGGGGCCGUGGGCGAGAGUCUGAGUACGCUGGGCUUCGCGCGGAGGGUGAAGGGGGUCAAGCUGCAUGCUCAGAAGAAGGAAGUUGUCGACACCGACGCGCUCAUCGAGAAGUACCAGAAGGAGAUCGCGGAGCUCAAGACAAGGCUCGCAGAGCGCGAGCGUGAUGCGCCUGUCAAGAACAGACGGUUGAGCGCGCGCGAGCAAAUUGACGAGUCGAAGGCCAUGCGCGACCUCAACAACCGUAUCCAGCAACUCACGAAGCUCAUCUUGACCAGCAACACCGUCGACGCUGCCGAGUCGCGGCCGGCGAGCCCCAUGAAGGUCGACUUCGACAUGUCGCCCUACCAGUUGCAACAAGAGUUGCUCGCCGCACGGCACCAACUAGAGUCACAGCAAGCACAGAUCCUGUCGCUCGAAACGGCGCUCACGUCCCGACCACCACUCCCUGCCGACGCGCCCGAUGAUGAGAAGGACAAGCUGAUCCUGAAGCUGACGAACGAGAACCGGGAGCUGAACAUUGUCGUGAAGGGGUACGAGAACAACCUCGGCGAGCCACUGCGUGCCGUCCGCGAGGACGUCGAGCGCGAGUGGCAGGGCAAGCUUGACAUGGAGAUUCAGCGGCGACUCGACGUGGAGCGCUGGUCGGAGGAGCUCGUUCGUCAGCUCGACCGUGAGCGCAAGGUACGUCUACCCCUAGAGAGCCAGCGCGAGGCCCUCGCCAGCUUCGUGAGCCUCUUUGACUCGUCGAAGCUCGGCUCGUCGGGUGUGUCGAAGGGCAUGACCGGCCUCCCCACUCUCAGUCGCUUCAGCUCCGGCCGCCGCCUCUCCGCCGUCGGCGAGGGCCGCGAGGAGGAGCUCUGGCAGAUGAAGGACGGUGAGGUCAAGUACGUCGCGGACGCCUCUCGUCCGACCUCGCGCGCCGCUACCACGCGCCCGUCCUCCCGUGCCGCGGGCUCGUCCUCGAAGGAUCCUAUCGAUGCGUCGCCUGUGCGCAUGCCGGACGUCGGCGGGAAGCCAAGUCUACUCGAGGAGGAUUGGAGCAUGAUGAGCGGCGAUACGAGUUUCGACAUGGAGGCCGAGCUGGCGAAGGGCGAGGCGAAGAAGGAGGAUACGACGAAGGGGAAGCGUAUCCUCGGGGAGCUGCGCGACGUCUUUGGGGGCAAAGAGAACCUGCCGUCGAAGGGCGGAUCUUCCGCAUAG